Messenger RNA from Penicillium salamii, 2883 nucleotides. NCBI's taxonomy places the organism in Eukaryota, Fungi, Ascomycota, Eurotiomycetes, Eurotiales, Aspergillaceae. The record is from the annotation of a GenBank genome assembly.
AUGCGGUCUAGUAUCGCUUGCGCACGAUGCCGGCGCAGCAAGAUUAAGUGCGUCAAUUCCGGCAUCGACACCGUAUGUCGUGCCUGCGAUACAUCCAACCGCGAAUGUGUCUACCCAACACCGGCAAUAGGAGUGAGCGGCGCCAAACGAGACUUGGCGGCCCUGGCAGAGGGUGAGGAUCGAAAUGGGGACUGGGAUGGUCCAAAACGACAUCGUUCCCGCAAGGUGGUGGGCAUCUCUGGCUCAGCGGGUUCCAAAGUGGGCGUGGAUGCGCUAGAUUCUUCAAUACUUACCACCAAAGUUUGGGAGGCUGUCUUUGACCUCUUCCAGUCGCAUUUCGCGACCCUUCUGCCGUUCCUACAUCCCGCGACCUUUCUCGGCCAAAUCCGACAACUUUCAUCUCCGGCUCCACCCGCAACUCUCGACGGUCAAGAUCCACGCAUUUCCGCACCAAAAACCGACCCAUCUUCUUCGCUGAUUCCUUUGGGUGUCCUCGCCCUGACGGCCCGCUUUCAUGCGCCGCUAGCGGCGGCCCAUUCACCAGCCUCGCCCGGUCAUCCUUCAAAUCCCCUAGCUGCAUCUGAAUACUAUGCGGCUGCCCUCCGUAGCCGGCUGGCCGGCUUGGAUGGUAUCAGCCUCGCUCAACCCGAUCUGGCGCGUGUGCAGGCACUUUUAAUGCUUGCUUUGCACGAAUGGGGCAUGUGCCGCGGCAAGAGCGCCUGGGUCUACGUGGGCAUGGCUAUAAGAUUGGCACAGGCCAUGGGCCUGUCUUUCGAGCUUGAGAACGAGUUCCCAGCCCGAGAUCCUUCCCGCUCAUCCCCCGGUUUCAAGGCCGAGGUAGAUCACUUCGGUUUGCCGAGACGGGUCGAGCCCAGGGAACCUACCUCAGACGAUAUCAUCGCACAAGAAACCAAGCGCCGGACCUUCUGGGCCUGUUUCAUCCUCGAUCGAUGCCUCAGCAGUGGGAAGUAUCGGCCCCGGAUGGUCCGAGUAAAAGACCUCGGAAUUCAGCUUCCGAGUGAUAAUGCUUUUGCUUUCGGCGAGCGGGUACGAACGGCCCGACUCACGGAGCCGGCCGUGCGGCGGCCACAGAGCUUCGGCUCCCAAAGCAUGCAGAUUCCUAGUAUCCGUCAAAGCAUUGGAGGAUUCGGUGAUGAAAAGCUACCUGGUCCUAACAGCACCCCCGACAACAAGCCCUGGUCACCUAUCUCGCGUCGCAAGGACUCGAGUGAGGAAGAAGUCGAUAGAUGGGAAGUUGGCGCAGAAGAGUCCGUACUCAGCCGUGUCAUUCGAAUCACCCGAAUUUGGGGAAGCAUUGCCAAAUGGUCUUGCGCUGGUGGUCGUCGGAUCGAGCAGUACCCCCCAUGGCACCCGGAGUCUCGCUUCUCUUCCCUCCGUCAACAGUUGACCGAGUUCCAAGAUAGCCUUUCUCGCAAUCUGCAAUAUUCCCUGCGAAACACUGACACUCAUAUCAUGUACAAGACCACAUUGGCCUCAUAUACUGUGAUGCAUGUUGUCUACUUCCUCUCUGUCAUUGUUCUCCACCGUGCUUAUAUCCCAUUCUUGCCGCUGCGCUGCAAUGAGCCCGUUGGACCGUUGGAUGAGCCAUUGUUCCCUAAUGAAAAGUCCAGCGGCGCGCCAGAUGGGUUUUGGCGUGACAGUGCUCGUGAGCUUUUCAAGGCUGCGCGGCAGAUGAUCGACCUCGUCGCUACCUGCCAAUCUCGUGGCGCCCUUGUUGAAAACUCAUUGGUCGGAUUUGCUAUCUAUAAUGCCGCCUUCAUUGGUGUAUAUGGCAAUCACUUCGCCCACAUGGAUCCCGAUGGGCUCAUGGGCGCCAAGCCACCUCCAGCAAGCCACGAUAGUCACCAGCUCGGCUCUGUACAAGCUCGCAAGGCUCUGGACAUCAUGCGGGAGAUGCGACCUCGCCUGAGGAUGGCUGUUGGUUGGUUCCGUACUCUCAACCGGCUUCACACUUACUUCUCCAAAAUCAAACGUGAUUUCCGCCGGGUUUCCCGAAACCGACUGGACAGCAUGUCAGAUGCUUCCGAGCACCCACCCAAUGGGAUCCGUUCUCUCCGUGAAGGUGGAGUUGGCGGCGGUCUUGAAGAGUUCAAAUUGCUUGAGAAACUCUUCCUCGACUUCGGAAGCAUCGAGGAUCAAUUGACAGAGCCUGGCAUGGACGAUGACGGCAUUGCCGUGGCAGCAGCUGGCGAGCCAAUGUACGAGCGCAACCUCAGCGACGCUGGGAGCAAUGCCGUUCGCAGUGAAACCGGUGAUCCCAGUGACCAAAUGCUUGACGGCGCCGGUGGUCGUCGUGAGUCAUGGGUCCCGGUCAACAGCCCCGGUAUGCCACUUUCUGGACAUGAAGGUGAUCGCCGACCCAGUCUGCCACUACCAAACAGCCGUCCUAUGCCAUCUGGGUCUCCUUACUCCCUUCCCUCUCUCCAGCAACACCAUCCAGAUGGUCCUAUCUACACCACCUCCUCCCCCAGCCUUCCAUCGUUAUCUGCGACAACUCAAUCUCCCUCCCAGUACUUGACGGCAACAAGCCAUCGCUUGAAUCCCAUCAACUCCUGGCUCCCUACCCGGCCUCAGGCCCCUCCUCCUCCAUAUUCCCAAUCUCUUCCUCCUAUCACCGCGGCCACACCACACGCCAUUCCCGUCCUCCCGCCACCCGGCAACGUCGCUCAGCUUGCGCCCUCUCCACCUCUGACCUCAACGGAGGGCCCAGACCCAAGCAUGCUCUCAACCAGUCUUGGCGGCGAUGAUGUCCUCGCCUUCCUAGAUGGGUGCGAAUGGUCCCAGCUGUCCAUGCUCGCACCCUCGGAAAUCGGCAUACCUGCCGGCUGGUUGAGUACUGUCUGGGGUCAAUUUGGCCGCUAG